Cavenderia fasciculata is the source of this 1083-nucleotide messenger RNA. RefSeq lists its product as uncharacterized. Gene Ontology annotation, molecular function: phosphatase activity. NCBI's taxonomy places the organism in Eukaryota, Evosea, Eumycetozoa, Acytosteliales, Cavenderiaceae. The record is from RefSeq and is a predicted model, not a curated record. The coding region runs from base 1 to 1083 and encodes 360 amino acids. The transcript is spliced from 2 exons.
AUGAGUGAUCCUACCUCAUCAUCAAAUAACAAUGGAAAUUCUGUAUAUAGUAAUGGAGAUCAAUCAAUAGAUAGCAAUAACAAUAAUAGUAGUAGUAUAGAUACAAGGAUCAAUGACAAUUCACCAUUUCAAGCACUUAAAAAGCAACAACAAAAAGCAUUGAGCAAUAACAUUAACAAUAGUAAUAAUAAUCUUACACCACUAUCAACGUUGUUAUCAUCAACAAAUAUAAAUUCACCAUCACCUACGACACCUUUAUCAAAAUCAACAAAUAGUAAUAAUAAUAAUAAUGUAAACAACACUAAAACUACUGAUACUGUCAAACUAGUAGCAUCUAAUCCAAAUGUUACAUUGACAUCAACAACAACAACAACAUCAUCGACACUAGGUUCAACUACAACUAUCGUAGCACCAACAACAACAUCAUCAAAAUCAACAACACCGACUACAUUGGCAUCUGCAAUUCAUUCAUCGAGUAAAUUGUCUCUUCUCCAACAGGGACCACCUCAAUUAUCACCAUCUGCAUUGUUUGGUAUCAUAGAACCACAAUUAUAUCGGUCCAAUUCCUUUAUACCCGUUAAUUUUCCCUUUAUUAAAUUAUUAUCACUUAAAACCGUUGUACAAUUAUCACCCGAAGUCCCUAUCAAGGCUGUUACUAGCUUCUUGGAAGAAAAUAAUAUUAACCUUAUACAUCUUGGAUUAAAAGCAUGGAAAGCAGAUGCAUCAUGGAAACCAGUUACAGAAGAAUUAAUUAAAGAAACAUUAGAGAUUGUAUUGAAUUAUGAUAAUUAUCCAUUGAUGAUCACUUGUACAAGUGGUAUUCAUCAGACUGGUGUAUUGGUUGGAUGUCUACGAAGACUACAAAAUUGGAAUCUAACAUCGAUCUUGGUGGAAUACGGUAGUUUUACCGGUCAGAGCAACACUAGAUAUGUAAACGAACAAUUUAUUGAACUUUUCGACGUUGAUUUGGUUACUCUUCCAACAAGUAAUCUCCUUCCCAAUUGGUUUAAAGAACAACAAAAAAUGCUUGAAGAAGAAGAAGAGGAAGAAGAAGAAAAGAAAAGAAAAUUGGAUACAAUAUAA